AUGGACGGGCCGCCCUCGCUCUUGGCGACGUUCGCGGCCGCGUGGAGCGCGACGCUGGGUCCCUGCUGGUCGUGGGGCUGGGCGACGCCCGUGGCCCUGGCCUGGCACCCGCCGCCGCCGCUGUCUUGCGGUUCGGACGAGGGCUGCCCCUGCUCCUGCGACCAGGAGCUCCGGCGCAUCAUCGACCUCCAGGGCGAGGUCGUGACCCCAGGCGGAGGUUUGGGCGCUCCGGUGCCUGCUCCUCGCCGGGCUGCUGGUGCUCGGCCUCGCGACCUCGGGCGCCGGAGCGCUGGGGUUCCUGGCCGGCUGGUGCCGGCGCUGCUGCUGCGGCGGGCGCGGACGAUGGCCCGAGGGGAGCCCUCCGCGCAAGCCGACGCUAUGGCUGACGUGCUGACCGUGGACAUUGCGGACCCGCAGAUCCUCGUGCGGUACGAGAACGAUCCGAAUGGAUUCUACUGGCACCACAAGGUGCUCCUGUUCCGCGUGGACGGCGACAUCUGGAUCGCGCUGACUCCGGACCUCGCGCUCGUGCGGGUCAAGUUGCUGAACGUCCAGCACGAGGUGCUGGAGAGGCGGGCGCCGUUCCCGCCGCACUUGGCGAAUCAGGUCUACGCCCACGACCCCAUCGCGGGCGCGGCGCUGGCCGGCUACCGGCGCAGGGCGAAGAUGCAGGGCCAGCUGCUGGGGGUCGGCCAGGUCGACGCCGUGGAGCGGAUGAUUUGGGUGAUCGCAGAGGCGCGUUCGGCGAGGUUCGGCGAGGUCGUGGACGCUGCUCUGAUGGACGACGACGCUCACGGCACGAGCUUCGACGCGAAGGGCGUGGUGGUACUGGGCGGCGAGGAAUUCUUUGUGCAGAAGAUAGCGGCUAGCGGCCUGGCGGACUUCAAGAAGGAGACGAAGAUCCGCACGCUCGGCGACCACACGGACGACGCGGGGCAGCGGGUCCUCCACCUGACGGAGGCGGUCGCCUUCAUGCGCGACACCGAGCAGAAGGGCUUCCCCCUGUCCGGCAUCAGGAGCAUGAAGGAGUUCCUCGACAGCGUCGGCGCCGGGCCAGGCAACAUGAUCUCGUACCAGGCGGAGUGGGAGCGUCUCAGCGGCGUAGGCGAGGGGUUGGCCGUCAACCACGUGCAUCGGAACUUGUGUGAGGUGAUUCGUCUCAUGCAUUCCUGGGACCAGGUCGACCAUUCGAUGAUGGCGUCGGCCGAGCAGAUCGUGCGCUGGCUGAUCCAGACGGAGAUAGCGGUGGAAAGGAACCCUCGGCACCCCGACUACAGUGGCCUCGACAUAGUAAUAUCCGCGCCCGUCAACGCCGUGGGCCGCGCCUCGACCUCGAAGUUCAACUCCUGGGUCACCGACCGUCUCAAGGAGAGGGCCGCCAUCUGGAAGCAAGGGCGGCUCUAUCGGCGCGAGAUCGACGGCGCGGAGAUCCUUUCCCUUUGCCUCGAGAUGCUGCUGCCCUCGGCGAUGCAUGUGACGCUGCGCGGCUACGGCAAGUUUUUGACUCGGCUCGGGCCCUGGGGGCACCUCCGGCCAACCGCCGUGCAGCGCUGGAUGCUCCAGAAUGUCGCCCGGCGGGUCGAGGCGUAUGGGGGCGGCCCUGCUGACCUUGCCGAGGAAUCAUCCCUGUCGGAGAUCCUCAACUCUAGAGACCACUACGGCAUGGAGCCCAAGAGCCUGGCCAGCUUCGAGUUUGACCAGGUCAAGAUCCUGCGUCGGAAGGUUCACGUGCGACCCAUUCGCCGCGAACUCCCUCCUGCAGCCCUCGGCUACCUCAGGCACUCAGCCGAUCUGAUCGAGAUGGGCGAGACGGAGCUUGAGAAGGAUCGAGCCGAGAGCGCGGGGUCCUCGCCCCACUGGGACCCCAAGCUUCGGCGUUCGCGAGACCUACAGAGGCGACUGUACCAGCGCUUGUGCCAGCAGGGCCUGCUGACCUGGCGCCGGCGGCUGAAGGGGCGCGCGGGCAUCUUCGUGGUCAAAAAGAAGGAUGGGCCCCAGAGGCCGAUCAUUGACGCCCGAGCGGCCAAUCGGGCACAUCGCCCGCCACCUACCACGCGACUGGGGUCCUCGCGCUGCAUGGCCGACCUGGACUUCUCUGACCCCAGGCUGAGGGCCUCCGGUUUCGGCGGCAUCGGCUCGGGGCUUGCGGCUAGCCCGCGCGGGGAGGAAGGCGACGUCGGGGACUGCUUCUACAACUACACCGUCCCCGAGCUCGCCUCUUGGUUCGGCUUCGAGGACCGCUUCGACACCCGGCCGGCCAUGAUCUGGGACGACUCCGAGAGGGCGGAGACCAAGGUCGAGGACGGCGAGGUACUCUACCCAUGCAUGGCCGCUGUCUGCAUGGGCUGGUCGCGGGCCCUCUUCUUCGCCAGUGAGGCCGUGACUCGCCGUGUGGAGCGGCCCCUGGACGGAGGUGCUGACCAGAUCACGCGUGAGAUGCAGCCUGCUCCAGCGCUGAAGCCUUGCAAGUGCGUGGCCGGCGUGCGCGUGCACAACGAGCAGGUCGUCGGUGGCUGCGCGGGCGCCGCAAGGAAGCAGAUGCACUGCUGGCUCGGCCACGUGGCGAACUUGAACCAGCUGUGCCCGGAGGCCAUGUCCGCGCUGAACGUCUGCUACCGCUUCAUCGAGGAGGAGGGCCACAUGGCCGACGGCCUCGGCUACGUGCGGGGCGACGCGCCCGGCCUCGCGGCGGGGCCGCGCACGGUCGACCUGGACGCGGGGAUCCCUCGCCUGGCCGACGGCUGGGCCGAGCGGCAGCGCUGCCAGCUCGUCGCGGCGGACAGUUGGCGCUGGCAGGAGGAGCACAUCAAAUUGAAAGAAGAUCGGGUGGCCUUGAUGGGCCUGCGGCGUCACUGCCGCGCAGCGGGGCGGCUUGGCUCGAAGCUGCUCACCCUCAGCGACAGCCGGGUGACCGUGGGGGCCUAUGAGAAGGGCCGCUCCAGCGCAGGGCUGCAGUCGUUGUGUCGGCGAGCUGCGGCCCACCGCCUCGGUGGACAGAUCGCACGGCGGCUUCGCUACAUCGAGACGGAUCGGAACCCGAGCGGCCAGGACUCACGCCGCUGGGGCACCAAGCGAGUGGCGGGGCCGGAGCGCUCGCCGACCAGGCUGGGCGUCGCGCCGCCCCGCGCCCAGGGGCUGGACAGCGCGCCUGCUGGCGCGCCGAGCUUGUCUGUCGAUCAGUCGGGCCCCGAGGGGUGUGAAUUUUCCGAGAUGAGUAUGUUCGGGACAACCUAUCGGAAGCCCACUCGGAUCCUGACGGACGCGGGGGCCCUGAGGGCCCCGGGGGGGCGGCGGCCCCGCGUCUCGCACAAGCACGCGGUCAUGCUGCACGGGCGCCUCACACCCCAAACUGCCGCAUAUCCGUCACCAGUGGGCUCAUGCUGGGCGGACAUCCUGGUGGCCGCGCCCCCCCGUGGAGCGCUCGCCCGCGCCGGCGACUUCGACCCCGAGGAGCUCUGGCAUGGCCACCUCCGGGCGGCGGGCCGUCAGCCAGCGCCUGGAGGAGCGGCGGUGCGCAGCGAGGACAACGAGCUCGCCCACGACGUCUGCAAUGCCGCCGACGGCUUCCUCAGGGCGGACCCCGUCAUCCAGUUUGGUCAGGACAAACGACCUCAGCGCUGGCAGGCCCACGCGCACUGGCAGGCAGCCGCCGCCAGGCGCGACACGCUGGUCAUGGCGACGGUGACAAACGACACCCUCGAGCGGCACGCGGCGGCGGCGCACGAGUUCGAGGUCUAUGCGAAGGCCAAGAAGCUCGACCUGCAGCCGCUGAGCCGCCUCGACAACUCCCUGUCCCAGUACUUCGUGGACCUGUUCGACGACGGCUUCGGCGCGUGGGAGGGCCGCAACACCUUCUACGGCUACAGGCUCCUGCGGCUCAAGACGACCGGCGAGGUGGAGCUCCCGAAGGCACUGGCCGCCUUGAAGGGUUGGGCCAAGCGAGCCCCAGGCCGCAUGCGCAUGCCGCUGCCCGACAUCAUCGUAGACGACAUCGCGCUACCUGGUGGAGCGCCCUCCGAGACGGUGGAGCUCCGGCAGGGCCAGAUCCUGCCGCCCGCGCCAGCCGCGAAGCUCGGCGCGCACUUUGGCGCGGUCAUCGCGCCCUCCGGGUGGCACGAGACGACGAAGACGGGCGGCCAGGACGACAGCGUGCUGAUCGGGGACGCGGCGCGUCCGCGGCAGGCGAGCGCGAUUAAGCUCCUUUUCAAGCCCAGGGCGCCCGACUCUCAGAGGCUGUUCAACUUCACCUUGCCCGAGUUCGAGCGCGAGGUCAAGCGCAGCCGGCGCAGCGGGGCCUCGAACGACAAGGCCCACGGUCGCCGGACGUUGAAGGAGAUUCAGAAGCGCGGCCGCUGGGCAUCGUCCGCGUCGGUGGCCCGCUACGAGAAAGGCGCCCUCCUGCUUCAGCAGCUCAGGAAAAUCCCCGUGGCCGAGCAGAAGAUGGCAGCGCGCAGGAGCGCUAAACUGCCUCAGGAGUUGAUCAGCCGCCUUCGCAAGUUGUGA
Prorocentrum cordatum is the source of this 4503-nucleotide messenger RNA. The record is from the annotation of a GenBank genome assembly. Lineage: Eukaryota; Dinophyceae; Prorocentrales; Prorocentraceae.